AUAACAUUUGUUUUAGUUAGUGGGUACAGUUGGCGGUGUGACGAAAGAUACAGUGCUCCUCGUGGUUUUCUGGCCCUUAAAAAAUGGUGCACGGAAAUGAUGUUCUGCAUAAAAAUCACUUCAGAAAGAAAUGGCAGUUUAUGGUAAAAACCUGGUUCAACCAGCCAGCCCGUAAAGAACGUAGACGUCAGGCCAGGAAGGCAAAAGCUCAACGCAUUGCUCCUAGACCAGCCUCAGGACCACUUCGUCCAAUUGUGAAUUGUCCAACUUUCCGAUACAAUAUGAAAGUGAGGGCUGGUCGUGGUUUUACACUUCAAGAGAUACGUGCUGCAGGUUUAAGUCCAAAGUUCGCCCAAACAAUUGGCAUUUCCGUAGACCACAGAAGACGAAAUGUUUCUGUCGAAGGGUUACAACGGAAUGUCGCUAGACUUAAGGCCUACAAAGCCAGACUUAUACUCUUCCCGUUGAAUCCAGCCAAGCCUCAAGCUAUGGAAGCAAAGGCUGAUGAUGUCAAGAAGGCCACCCAACUUCGACGCCCUAUAUUCCCGAUCACUCAAAGAGCUAAACACUUGAAGGCUCAUGAACCAACUCCAUCUGAACUUAAAUACCGGGCUUUCCAUGCCAUACGUCAACACAGAGCUAAUGCUCGUCUAUACGGAAAACGCUUGAAGGCUCGUCAAUCUGCUACUGCAGAAUAAUCAUUUGCAAAUAGAUUUUUCUUUGGGUCAA
Trichobilharzia szidati is the source of this 729-nucleotide messenger RNA. The record is from the annotation of a GenBank genome assembly. NCBI's taxonomy places the organism in Eukaryota, Metazoa, Platyhelminthes, Trematoda, Strigeidida, Schistosomatidae.